AUGGAAAUGGAAGAAGAUUUUUGGGGAGUUUUAAAGAGUCAAAAUGAAGCAUAUCCAGAUAUUUUAUUAAAUAAAAAUGUGACAAGAAUCGGAAGAGGAUAUCAAUCAUUUCUUGAAACUAAAACAGUGAUAAGUUUUAAUCAUUUUACCGUUAAAAAAGAUUUCCCCUCUAUUGGACAUGUUUAUCUUCUAGACUCUAGUACUAAUGGUACUUUUAUUAAUCAUAGUAGAUGCAAUGAGUCUAGUGAAAUAUAUUGUUAUGAUGAAAUUACUAUGUGUCAGCCAUUAAGUUCAGUUGCUAUAUCAUAUAUGUUCAUUGAUAAAAGAGUUGAAUUGGAAGAUAUGAAAAGCAGUGGAAUCCAAUAUGAUUAUUUUAUUGGAAGAUAUAUUAAUGGGAAUGAACAAUACAUAAGGAGGGCAUUAGUUAAAAAAGAUUCUUUCCAAAAAGAGGAGUUACUUGUUAAAAUAAUAAGAAAAAAAUUAUUUCCAAUUAAUAUGAAAGAAAUUAAUACACUUCAAUCAAUUGAUUCUCCAUACAUAGUUAAGUUACUAAAAACAAUAAUUACAGAUAACCAUAUAUUUCUCAUAACCCCAUUUCUUAAGGGUGGAGCUUUAUGUCAUCGUUUAUUUUAUCAACCAUUCAAAGCAAAAGACAUUCAAUUUAUAAUAUACCAAAUUCUUAAAGCAAUUCAAUAUUUACAGAAAAAACAUAUUAUUCAUAGAAGAAUUAGUCCUCAAACAAUUAUUUUUGAAUCAGAAGAUUCACUUUCAUUGAAAUUGGCUGAUUUUAGUUUUAGUAGAAGAAUAGAUGAAACAAGACUUGCAUCUACUUAUUGUGACUCUGAUUAUUUAAUUGCUCCAGAAAUUAUACAAUCAGUUGUAAAUAAAAAACCUUAUUAUGCAGAAAGGGUUGAUAUAUGGAGUACUGGUGUUAUAAUGUAUAUGAUGGCUCAUAAUAAAUAUCCAAACGUAUUAAAAAAUUAUCCAUUUAUUAACACAACAGAAUCAAUAAUUCAAGAAGGUUUACCAUCAAACCCAACUGAAUUUGAAAUGUGCCAAGAUGAUUUAAUAAAUAAAAUGAUGUUCAUUGAUCCAUUUCAAAGGCCAUCUGCUGAACAAUGUUUUAGUCAUCCUUAUUUUACUAAAUUUCAGUUCAAUUAA
Molecule: messenger RNA, 1161 nt
Organism: Entamoeba histolytica HM-1:IMSS
Lineage: Eukaryota; Evosea; Mastigamoebida; Endamoebidae
Product: protein kinase, putative
Exons: 2
Coding region: 1-1161 (386 amino acids)
Biological process (GO): mitotic DNA damage checkpoint signaling; protein phosphorylation
Cellular component (GO): cytoplasm; nucleus
Molecular function (GO): protein binding; ATP binding; protein serine/threonine kinase activity
Source: RefSeq, a predicted model, not a curated record